Molecule: messenger RNA, 1723 nt
Organism: Tripterygium wilfordii
Lineage: Eukaryota; Viridiplantae; Streptophyta; Magnoliopsida; Celastrales; Celastraceae
Product: rhodanese-like domain-containing protein 4, chloroplastic
Exons: 8
Coding region: 175-1470 (431 amino acids)
Source: RefSeq, a predicted model, not a curated record
CACUGCUAGUGGGUAGAAGCCCAUAUCUGAAUCCACGUCUGCAACUUCUCCCACUGGAAAGCAUACCAUUACCAUUACCAGCCACUUUUGCACCGGCUGAAGCUAAGGAGUCAUCCAAAUCUUCAUGGUUGUUCUGGUUCUGGUUUGAGAGUUUAGGAGAGGAAAAAUUAUGCUAUGGAGGCCCUCAAUGCUGCAGGGUUGAGACCUUUAUCUGUAUUUUCUGAGAGGAGAACAGAACCCACCAAAUCACUGCAAUCACUCAAUCUUUCGAAGUCUCCUUCUAUCACCAUCACAGCACCCACAAUACAAGACCAUUUCUCAAGGACUCUUCAUGGGGGUCUUGUGUUUAUGUCAUCAGUUCUUGCUUCUGGGCUAGCUAAAGCUUUGACUUAUGAGGAAGCGAUACAGCAGUCUGCGAGCAACCCUACUUCAGAUUUUGAUCCAAGUGGGGUUCUUGAAAGUCUGAUCAAUUUUGGAACCGAUAAUCCUGUAAUUACAGGUGGAGGUAUUGUUGUUUUGGCUGUUCCAUUAUUUUUGUCUCAGAUUUUAAAGAAGCCCAAGCCAUGGGGGGUUGAGUCUGCAAAAAAUUCUUAUGCCAAAUUGAGUGAUGAAGGCUCUGCUCAAUUGCUUGAUAUAAGAGCUCCUGCGGAGUUUAGGCAAGUGGGGAGUCCUGAUAUCCGAGGUUUGGGCAAGAAGCCGGUGUCUAUUGCUUACAAAGGUGAAGACAAGCCAGGUUUCCUGAAGAAGCUGUCUUUGAAGUUCAAGGAACCAGAGAAUACCACAUUGUUCAUUCUAGACAAAUUUGAUGGGAACUCUGAACUGGUUGCUGAGUUAGUUACUCUAAAUGGAUUUAAAGCUGCUUAUGCAAUAAAAGAUGGUGCUGAAGGACCUCGAGGGUGGAUGAGCAGCGGUCUUCCUUGGAUACUGCCAAGAAAGGGAUUGAGUCUUGAUCUUAGCAAUUUAGCAGAUGCUAUUGGCGGUACUCUUGAGGGCUCUGAUGGUUUGCCUGUCGCUCUGGGGGUUGCUGCAGCAGCUGGGUUAGGUUUAUUGACCUUCACGGAGGUGAUAGAAACACUUCUCCAAGUAUUAGGCACGGCAGCUCUUGUUCAGUUCGUGAGCUCAAAACUUCUAUUUGCAGAGGAUCGAAAGGCAACUUUGCAACAACUUGAUGAGUAUGUGAACAACAAUGUUGCCCCCAAGGAGCUUGUAGAUGACAUAAAGCAAAUCGGGAAGGCUCUACUACCAACACCGGUUAUUAGCAGGUCUCUUCCAGCACCCGCAGAGGUGACUCAAGAAUCAACCGCAGAGGCAAAAGUCAAAACAGCUGCAGACCCUACACCGCAAAUUAAUUCAGUAGCCAAAACAGAAAUGGAAGAAGGAUCUCUUCCCGGAUUACCAAGACCACUUUCACCAUAUCCAGCAUAUCCAGAUCUCAAGCCCCCGACAUCUCCUACCCCGUCACAACCUUAAGAGUCGUUAGCUGCAUUGAGAUCAAGGUUUUUUUUUUUUCUAUAGAUAGCUGUUUGCCGGAAUUUCAAGCUGCUACUAUAUCAGUUGCGCGUAGUCUUUGCUCCUGUUAAUGUACAUUGCUCGAGCUUGCUUGAUUUCAUGAAAUGGAUUGCUUCUAGUCUGCAUAAUAAUAAUGUCUUGUUGUAACUUGAGAAAGUUUAACAUUUGGUAACUGCUGUAGUUUGAAUAAUGUGCUUCACCAAUUUUUCAUGCC